AUAAAUAAAAAUAGACUACAUAUAGUCUUGGAUUUAUUUAUUUUAAAUAAAUAAAUAAAAUAAAAAUAUUUAGUCGUUGGCACAUAAACUAUGUUCUCUUCUGUAAUUUCAGGGUAGGAGUCAAUGAAGACAUCUUAGUCUUCUUAAUAAGUUACAGAUAAUCCAUCUCUGAGUGGCAUGUUUUCUGCCUCUAGCUUGGAGCCAAAUGUUGCUCACGCUAAAAAGAAUAAUGUAAUUAAUGUCUGUUUGUUUGGGUAUUAAGUCUAUUUUGAUCUAUAGCACAAUUUUGUAAUUCAGAUCAUCUCCCCUGCACUUUGUACCACAUGGGCAUAUUCUUUCUUCCCAGUCAUUGCUGCAAUUAUCUUGUCUGUUCUUUGUGUAAUAUGUUCUGUGUGGGCCUCUGCAUUGAACUCGAUUUCUUGGGCAAUUAUGGAAAUUCCAGUGUGGCUGCAGUUUAACUUUGCACUCUCUAAGCAUAUGAGGUUUCCUAAAUAAACUUGAAGAGAAGCAGAGUUUAAAAUAUAUAUAUAACUUUCUACAACAAAGAAUUAUUGAGUUCAAAUGACAUCAGUGAUAAUUUUGAGACACCUGCUAUCCAUGGUUGCUGCAAACCAGGAAAUACUCAAGUUAUUAUUUGUAUACAUUGGUUUUAGUUUUAUGAAACAAUUUACCUUCAUGAUCUCAUAGUUGAAAUUAUAAUGAAUUUAGGAAUGUAAAGGAUCAAUACGGAAAGCAAGAUUCCUAAAGGCAGUUUUUGUUGUUUUAAUUAGUAUUUGUGUAGUUCAAAUCGGGAAGGAUUUGACUAUAAUUAGUUUUGCUUAUCUUUCUGAAAGCUAAAAUAUUCUCUAUUAUAAAGCGGCAACUACAUCUGGUCCUAUAGCACCUUUACUACUGAUAUUUUUUUUAAUUUGAAAAUGCAAAGAAUUGUUAAUUGUUCUUACUACAAAAACAAAAAAAUAACCAUGUGUUGUGAUGGAUAUGUUAAUUAGCUGGAUUGUGGUAAUCAUUUUGGAGUGUUUAUGUAUAUCAAAACAUGUAGUACCCCCAAAUAUAUAUAAUUUUUAUUUGUCAAAUAUACUUCAAAAAAGAUGGAAAAAUAGAGAUUCAAAGUUAACUGCUGAUUUUUGUAAUACAAAGGAAUAUGGUUUAACAGUAAGUUGGAAAAUUAAUCAAGUAAAGGUGAGAAACUCCUUUCGAAGGAGGGCAGAGCAUGAUUGAGUUUAAAAAACAUAGAUUUUGCAGACAGGUCAAGUUGAGUUUGCCCCCUCCCCUGUCCCGUAUGUCUUUGGGGGACAUAAACUUGCUGUUCCUCACUUUCAGCAUUGUAGAACUGUUAAAGGAAUAAAUGUUAGUGCAUGUCAAAACAAACAAAACACCUUCUACAGUUCCCAUCACAUAGGGAUAUCCCAUAACUUUUAGUUUCUUUAUAACUAUGAACAUAUGUGUAAGGACUGGUUUUGUAUAUACCACCUAUUUUGUGUUUACCAUAUGUUUGCAACCAAUUUCACAAGAGAGUAAGUCUUCUGGAUAUGGUACUUUUCACCAGGAAGAUGGAGGGCUGGGCAUGCUCUAGAAUUCUAAAACUUUGUGACUCAACUCUGAUUCUGUGGUUCUACUACUAAGUAGAGUGAUCACUAAGGGCUCAUUUCCAAGGGCUCCAUGUCACUCUGGUGGUGAGGUAGACCAUGAUUUGGGCUGCAAUGUUUGCUCACUCUUUCUUUUACUAGAGUUCUGCCAUUGAAUCAUGGAGUCAACAUCCCAGGACAAAAAGGCAACUCAUGUCAUCACUAUACAACCAAACGAAACUGUAUUGACUGCAUUUCCCUACAGACCUCACAGCUCUCUGCUGGACUUUCUGAAAGGAGAGCCAAGAGUGUUGGGGGCUACCCAGAUCCUCCUUGCUCUAAUCAUUGUGGGCCUUGGAACAAUAUUUGUGCUUAAUUACAUCCAUUUCUCCCAAAGACUUCCCCUUGUUCUCCUCUCAGGAUAUCCAUUUUGGGGAGCACUUAUUUUUAUGGUUACAGGGUACCUCACAGCAGUCGAAGAGAAAUCAAAAACUCAGGGUCAAGGUGUCAUGGCCAUGAAUGUUAUCAGUUCCUUGGUUGCGAUAACUGGGAUUACUUUCACCAUACUCAGCUACAGACAUGAAGACAAGUACUGCCAGACACCUUCCCUUGAAGAAACAUGUGUUUUAGGUAGAACUCUUUUCAUUGGAAUUUUGUCAAUCUUACUGAUCAUCAGCAUAGCAGAGCUCAGCAUCUCUGUGACUAUUGCAUCGUUUAGAAGCAAGUGCUGGACGCAGUCAGAUGAGGUUCUGUUUUUCUUGCCUUUGGAUGUUACUCAAAAUAGUGAACAACCUGCCCCAGAAGAAAAUGCUCAAUUACAAUUUGUUCUUCAAGAAGAGUUUUCCAGUGAUGAUUCAACAACAAAUGCACAGCCUGUUUUCUUUGGAGGCUAUGCUUUCUUCAAGUUAAGACUCUCUAGAAGUCCUUUAGUCUCCCAACCAGAUAAUAAAUAUAGGAGAUCUGUGACAGAUGAACAAAAGCAAAGUGUCCUUUCAGCUCCUAAAUUUUCAGAGGAAGAAAUGCCCAUUCAGCCAGACUCUACAUUUAAACAAAUGACAGAUGAAGAUCUACAAUCUGCUAUGGUACAACCCUCCCAAAUGGAAACCCAGUUGAUGGAGAACCAAGCUGUGUCACUCCAAGUGACAUCCCAUUCUGUACUAAAACUCCAAGAUCUGUCACCUGAGGACUUACCAUCCCAAGCUCUACCAGUACAAGGCCUGUCAGAACAAUCUACACUAGCCAAGUCUACAUCAUCCGAUGUCAAACAGUCUUAUAAUCUGACAGCUAAUGACCUGUCCCCUCAAGGCAUACUAUCCCAAGAUAUGCUGCUUCAUGACAUGGCAUCAAAAGACAUGCAAUCCCUAUCUAUAUUAUCUCAAGACACACUAUCCCACAAUGUGUCACCCCAAGACAUACCUUCCCAAGACAUGCUAUCCCAAGCCGUAUCAGAACAAGCCAUAUUACCUGAAGCCUCAACAUCCCAUAUUGUGCAGGUCCCUAAAAUACAACGCCUACUUCAGCAACCCCCAGAUCUUCAACCAGAAAACAUUCACCCUCAAAAUCAGCAAAAUUUACAAAUGUCAUAUCAAGAUAUUAGAUCAGAAGUUAUGGAAGAAACCAAAGAAUGGAAAGCUGAGGAGGAACUCCAUAGAAGAAAAUCCUCAAGACGGCAUUCCUUAAACCAGCAAACCAAAGGCUUGCAAUACAUAAGGAGAUAUUCCUUAUACAUGCAAACCAAAGGCCAGCAAUCCCCAAAGAGGCAUUCCUUGGAUCAGCAAAGCAAAGGCUGGCAAUCUCCAAAGCGGAAAUCCUUAGAUCAGCAAAUCAAAGACUGGCUAUCCCCAAAGAGGCACUCCAUAGAUAAGCAAGCUCAGCUUAAUCAAACCACAGAGCAACUCCCAGAUCAGCAAGCUGAAGAUCGGCAAGCCAAAGGGGAACAAUACCCAGAAGGACAAUCUAAAGAUGAGCAAGUUAAAGACCAGCAGACUGAUAAGGAGCAACAUUCAAAGAAGCAAACCAAGGAUCAGCAAGCUGAAGACCAGCAGGCCCAAGAGAAGAAAUCCCCAAAAGGAUGGUACCAAAGUGUUCAACCUGAAGGACAGCAAGCUCAAGUGGAGAAAAUGCCAAAGCAGUUAUGCCAAGAUUCAGAAUCUCAAAUACAGCAAUACCAAUUCUGGCAAUAUCACAAAAGCAAUCUACAGACUGGACAACCCAAGACUGUCAAUCCAAUGACUGGAGAACUCAAGGCUGGAGAGACAAAUAUUACAAAGCACGAGAAUGGCAAUUUGCAAUGCAGUCCUGGCAAACACAAGAUCUGUUAGAGAAAGAAGCCCUAAAGCAGAAAGCUCUAUACCAAGAAGUCCAAGCCCAGCACACCACAGCCCAACUUAACCUAGAAUGGGAAGAUGGUCAAGAUAAAGACCAACACGACCUUCGAUCCAGAGUUACACAGAAAGGAGACGUGUAUACUAGAGACAUCAAACCAGGGGACAUAAAAUGUAUAGGGCAAACCUCAGGGGACCUACAGUCAGAAGACGUGAAGCCAGAUUUCCAUUCUUCUUCGGGCCAAAGCUCAGUACAAGACACAUGUUUAGCCUAUUUGUCCCAUCUAGAUUCGGAACAAGAUGUGCAACCAAAUACUUCAGCUUCCUCAAAUUCAUAUAAAGAAGAUGUGAAUUUAACUUCUACUUCAUGUGAUCCAAAAGAUCAACAGCAAUCUGAAGACUCUGAAUAACAUGCAGAAUCUACCCCCAAGUGCCACGCUGCCCCCAAUAAUGGAAUUAAAUUAGGAAAAACAAUGUCCUCUCCUCCAACCUGUGUUCUCAACUGUGGUUGCUACCUAAUUAUCUUACCAAAAAAUGAAGGGCAUGCAGAGCACUCAAGGAAUUUGUCCUUACUUAAAAUAAAAUGACAACAAACCAAAUAAUAACACCGUAUCAGCACUUUAUGUAUGUGAAGAAAUAAUUCACAUAUAAACUCCUUGUCAUCAAAGUUAGUGCUUUAAUUUAUAAUUACGAUUUUAUUUUAUAACUUAAUAUUUAAUGGACCUACUUUGCUAUGAUGCUGUAUUUUUUGUCUCCCCCUUUUUCCAUUAUAGGAGUCCAGAAAAUCAACCACAGGGAAGUCUAUGAAUGCUCUUUAA
Messenger RNA from Sapajus apella (tufted capuchin), 4707 nucleotides. RefSeq names its product membrane spanning 4-domains A14 (gene MS4A14). The record is from RefSeq and is a predicted model, not a curated record. NCBI's taxonomy places the organism in Eukaryota, Metazoa, Chordata, Mammalia, Primates, Cebidae. Gene Ontology annotation, cellular component: plasma membrane. Gene Ontology annotation, biological process: cell surface receptor signaling pathway.